Molecule: messenger RNA, 1008 nt
Organism: Fusarium oxysporum Fo47
Lineage: Eukaryota; Fungi; Ascomycota; Sordariomycetes; Hypocreales; Nectriaceae
Product: Alpha/Beta hydrolase protein
Exons: 1
Coding region: 1-1008 (335 amino acids)
Molecular function (GO): hydrolase activity
Source: RefSeq, a predicted model, not a curated record
AUGGUCGACAAGCUUGGGAUCGAGGAUUCUCGAGUGACAUGGCACACAACAACAAUCCGCCACAAAACUUACCAUUACAUGAAAGCCGAUCCGGAUAACGAACCCCUUGCGACAAUUAUCCUUCUGCAUGGAUUUCCUGAUUUGGCCUUCGGCUGGCGGUAUCAGAUCCCUUGUCUGCAAUCUCAUGGAUAUCAGAUCAUCGCGCCAGACAUGCUUGGUUUCGGCCUUACCAGCGCCCCUAGUCAGCCAAGCUCGUACGCCUUGAGGAGUAUCGCCGAGGACAUCAGAGACCUGGCAAAUCUUGUCGUCAAAGAUAAAAAAAUCAUCCUCGGCGGACACGACUGGGGCGGCGCGGUGGUUUGGCGCACGGCUCUGUGGUUUCCCGACCUGGUCCAGGGUAUUUUUAGCGUCGGCACUCCGUUCAUCCCGCCCUCGCGCAUCUAUCGUUCGCUCGAUGACGUCACGCAACUCGAGGGUAUGAAGAGCUUGAGGUAUCAGCUGCAGUUCCAAGGCGUGCUGAUUGAUAAGGAGAUAACGGAUGAAACAAAGAUCCGGCAAUUUCUUAAUGCAAUGUUUGGCGCGAAGGGUCCAGAAAAUGAAGUUGGCUUCCAUGCAGCAGAAGGCAUCCUGUUUCACAACCUACCCAAAUUGAACCAAUCCCAAUUGCUGUCGAACGUUGAGAUGGAUUAUUACGUCUCUAGAUAUUCUCUACAAGGACAGGCUAAACUUGAAGGACCACUCCGCUGGUAUCGCACACGGGCACACAACUACCUCGACGAGUUACGGCUCUUACUGAAGCCCCUCAAAUUCUCAAUGCCGGCAUUGUUCCUAACUGUCACCCGGGACGAAGUGUUACCGUCGAGCAUGUCCGAAGGCAUGGAUCAAUACUUUGAAAACCUGACUCGCAGAGAGGUGGAUGCGUCUCACUGGGUACUAUGGGAAUCGCCUACCAAGGUCAAUGAGCAGAUCCUAGCGUGGCUAGAGAUGGUGGUACAGCACAAAUCAUAG